Molecule: messenger RNA, 840 nt
Organism: Penicillium diatomitis
Lineage: Eukaryota; Fungi; Ascomycota; Eurotiomycetes; Eurotiales; Aspergillaceae
Product: putative short-chain dehydrogenase/reductase family protein
Exons: 4
Coding region: 1-840 (279 amino acids)
Source: RefSeq, a predicted model, not a curated record
AUGUCUACUUCUAAGGGUCGUCUUCAGGGCAAGAACGCCAUUGUCACCGGUGCUGCUGGUGGCAUUGGUCUGGAGACCACCAUUCUUUUUGCCCGUGAGGGUGCCAACAUUCUCCUCGCCGAUAUUUCAGAGCCCGCGCUGGCCAAGGCUCUCAACAAGGUCAAGGAGGUCGUUCCCAACGCUGGUCGUCUGGAAACAAUCCGCUGCGAUGUGUCCAAGGAGGCCGACGUGCAGGCCAUGGUCGAGUCCGUCGACAGCUGGGGUGGUGCCGACAUUGUCUUCAACAACGCCGGUAUAAUGCACGCAGAUGAUGCCGAUGCGGUGGACACCGCCGAGAAGAUCUGGGAUCUGACUCAGAGUAUCAACGUCAAGGGUGUCUGGUUCGGCUGCAAGCACGCCGUGCUGAGCUUCCGCCGCAACAAUAAGAAGACCGCGAGCGUCAUCAACACUGCAAGCUUUGUCGCUCUCAUGGGUGCUGCCACCCCUCAGCUGGCCUACACGGCUAGCAAGGGUGCUGUUUUGGCAAUGACUCGGGAACUGGCCAUUGUCCACGCCCGUGAGGGCUUCCGCUUCAACUCCCUCUGCCCUGGUCCGCUCAACACCCCUCUUCUCCAGGACUGGCUCGGCGACGACCACGCCAAGCGUUUCCGCCGUGAGGUGCACUUCCCCAGCGGUCGCUUCGGUGAGGCGGUCGAGCAAGCGCACGCCGUUGUCUUCUUGGCCAGUGACGAGAGCAGUUUCGUCAACGGUACUGACUUUGUGGUGGACGGUGGUCUGAGCAAGGCGUAUGUCACCGCGGAAGGUCCCGCCCCCGCGGCGCCAAAGAACCUUGCCCACUAA